CACAGCUGUAGCUGCGUAAAAGCGUGCGUAAAACUGCUCCAAAACCGAGAAAAAACACUUCGUGCCUUCUGCGCAACGUUCUCUUGACUUUAAAUCUCACUGAGGAUUUGGAUAUGUCAACCCACCAAGUUUAGAAGAAAGUCUAGCAAACUUGGGAACGAAUGAAUGUGCAACUUGUUGAAGUUAUGUAGGGCGUCCGGAGCGAAUGUUUACUUGUGAAGCAGCACCAUGAUCUCUCCUGUCAACAGGUAAGAAGACAAACCUGGCACGCAAUCUUUUGGUUUUGGAAUGAAACUUCACCAGGACAUGUUUUAGAGGAACUGAGGAGCCUGUGCUGUCCAUAUAAACCCGUGAAACAUACUUUGAGGAUUAUCUGAGCUUCAAAGUUCCCCGUCAUAUACGAUUAUCAUGAGGACUGAGGACUAAAGUUUUCUCCUGAAAUAAGACUCAUAGGACCGGAGAAGAUCAUGUCCUUAGAGAAAGAGUGGACUUGAAGAGACUAAAGCAGAUUUGUGAGUCAGUGGAUCUCAGUUUAAGUGUGAUCAUGGCCUCAGAGGUGGUGUGCGGACUCAUGUUCAGAUUACUUCUGCCAGUUUGUCUCGCUGCAGCAUGUCUGUUCCGGUACAACUGGCUAUCUUUUGUCUACCUCAUCUAUCUUUUGCUCAUCCCGCUGUUUGCCGAGCCGACGAAGACAACGAUGCGAGGCCACACAGGGCGCUUGCUAAAAUCCCUGUGUUUCACCAGUAUGACCUUUCUAUUGCUGCAUAUCAUCUAUCAAAUCACAAUCAACAGUCUGUUAGCAGGAGAAAACAUUGAGCCCAACUUUAACUGUUCAUCAUGGGAGAGAUCAAUACGACAGUUGGGCUUUGAGAGUGUGCGAGGUGCAGAUGCUGGCAACGGCAUCCGGGUGUUCAUUCCUGACAUUGGCAUGUUCGUGUUGGGUCUGGUGACGUGGCUUCUGUGCCGCAGUCUGGAGAAGCAGCCGGUUAAGGACGUGUCACAGCACAACAGUGAUUUUGAGCUGGACAACCAGGAAAAGGAGGAUGAGGAAGAAGAGAAGAAAGAUGAGAAACUGGAGCUCGAGGAUGAGCUGCUCUUUGAAGACUUCGAGCUGGCCGAUGAAGACUGUGAACUUCCUGAGGAGGAGGAAGUGGACGUCGAUGAUGGAGAACCCGAGGAGCCUGACGGCGAAGAAAGCACCAAAAUAAAGAUCCUGCGACAGAUAGCAGACGUGGCGUCCAAACUCAGAGAAAUCAUUGGCAAUCUGAUUACCACGGCAGGAAAAGUAGUCGUAACCAUAUUAUUGGGUCUCACAGGUAUAAUGUUGCCCUCCCUCACCUCCACUGUCUAUUUCUUCACCUUCCUGGGCCUGUGCACCUGGUGGUCUUUCUGUCGCACCUUCGACCCGCUCCUCUUUAGCUGUCUGUGUGUUCUCAUGGCCAUCUUCAGCGCUGGUCACCUUAUCAUGCUCUACCUCUAUCAAUUCCAAUUUUUCCAGGGGUCCGUCCCACCCGGGGACAGUUAUGCCAGUCUGUUUGGCAUAUCUCCGGUUGUGCUGACCGACUGCUCGCAUACCUGGAUGUUCAAAGUGAACCCUAAUCUGGAGUGGCACCACUUUGUCAAUCCCAUCAUGCUCUUGGUGCUGUAUUACACCUUGGCCACACUCAUCCGCCUUUGGCUGCAGGAGUCAGAGGACAUGGUCAAAGAAAAAUCAGCAGAACCCGAGGGAAGGGAGGAUCCAGAAUCUCCAGAAAGUAAUGCUGUAGUUUACACAGCAGAGAAGAAGAGACAAUUGUGGAGAAUGGCACGUUACCAUACAGAUGAGAGAAAUUUGUUCUGCACAGAAGACGGCUACAGCUCACCUGAGGUAUUGAUCAUAACAUCCAAUGGAGCCUCUCUGGACUUCACAUCCGUCCCUUGUGAGAACGGACCAAAGUCUGUGGAGCUCUACUCAACCCCUCACUACAAACCAGGCCAUCUUGAAUCAGAUCCACAACAAAUGGAUGGCGGCGUUUACGAGAUCGAAUCUGCAUACGUUGAGCUUUCCGAGGUUCCCAAUCCAUUCAGUGUCGUCCGUGUGAACUCUGCUUUGAAGGCCUUUAGAUUCAUCAUGAAGCAGAGCUACAUCUGUGCUCUUAUCGCCAUGAUGGCGUGGAGUAUCACUUACGUGAGUUGGCUGACCUUUGUCUUCCUCAUCUGGUCAUGCACUCUGUGGAUGGUGAGGGACCGCAGGAAGUAUUCAAUGAUCACCUCUCCAUUCAUGGUGUUCUACGGGAACUUGCUCAUUAUCCUGCAAUACAUCUGGAGCUUUGAAUCACUGCAGCCUGUUCCUGGACUGUUUCUGAAGAAAGAUGUGCCCUUCCGGGAACUGGGCUCUAAAAUUCUCUGUCUCCUCAGUUUCUGGCUGUUGUUGAGACAGUCUUUAACAGAAAGAAAAGAGAGAAAGACAGAUGACAGCCAACUGUCUGAUAUCAAAGUGGAAGAACACAGACACGAUGAGCCUGAUUGCGAGGCAGGAGGUCACAGAGAGAUGAUGGAUGUCUUGGGCAGUACAGUCAUGGCCAUGCUUAAUAAGUACUGGAUCUACAUCUGUGGCGGAAUGUUCUUCUUCGUCAGCUUUGAGGGACGCAUCGUCAUGUACAAGAUCAUAUACAUGAUGAUGUUUCUCUUUUGUGUGGCACUUUAUCAGUUAAACUAUGAGAGGUGGAGGUGGAUGUUGAAGUAUUUCUGGAUGUCAGUGGUGGUGUACACCAUGCUGGUGCUGAUACUGGUCUACACCUUCCAGUUUGAGUCCUCCAUACACGUGUGGUCCAACAUGACUGGAAUGAGCAGAGAGAAGCUGGAAGAUCUCGGUCUGGAGAAGUUCUCAGUUCCUGCUCUGUUCACACGGAUCUUCAUUCCCACAUCUUUCCUUCUGGUGUGUAUCCUGCAUCUGCACUACUUUCACGAGCGCUUCCUACAGCUCACCGACAUCAAGUCUGUGGCCGACAAACAGAAGAGCACCAUCUCCAGGCUUGUGCAUCUGGACGGCAGUCUGGUGGACAUCUCCAUGGUCAAACCUUCAUUCAGCUCCACCAUAAAUGAGGAGGAGGUUGAAGACAGAGUAGAUCUGGAGAAGGAGGCAGCAGAUGUCAAACAAAGUGAGGAGGAGAAGAUCUCGGAGUCAAACUUUUUAUCAGAAGGCUUCACCUGCCAGAUGGAAGCAGGUCCUGUGCCAGAGCAGGAAUCAGAUCUGAAGAAUAAAUGGCAUCUUGUGGUUGAACGUCUCACGGUGCUCUUCCUGAAGUUCCUGGAUUAUGUGCAGAAGAUGCAGAUCUUUAUCUGGUGGCUGCUGGAGCUUCACAUUAUCAAGAUCGUCUCAUCCUAUAUCAUCUGGGUCUCAGUCAAAGAGGUAUCUCUGUUUAAUUACGUGUUCCUGGUGAGCUGGGCCUUUGCUCUGCCUUUCAGUGAGUUCAGACCUCUGGCGUCCAGUGUGUGCACUGUCUGGACCUGCGUUAUCAUCGUCUGCAAAAUGCUCUACCAGCUUACCUCCAUUAACAUUAACACAUACUCGAAAAACUGCACUAUGCCGGAUAACUACACAGAUGCUCAGAAACUAGACAUGGCCAAGUCUCUUCUAUACAGUGGCUCAGUGGACCCGGCUAACUGGGUCGGCCUCAGGAAGUUCUCUCCACUUUUGGAGAAUCUUCGGAUUAACUUGUUGAUGUUGGCCCUCUUGGCGUUUGAAGUGACAAUUUACCGUCACCAGGAUUUUUACCGUAUGAAGAACAACCUGACCCCUCCGGUCACAAGAACCAUUUUCCACAAUUUAACACGCCAGCAUCUGGACGAUGGCAUUCUCAAUUGCGCCAAAUAUUUUAUCAACUAUUUCUUCUACAAGUUUGGCCUUGAGACGUGUUUUUUGUUAGUGGUAAAUGUCAUUGGUCAGCGGAUGGAUUUCUAUGCCAUGCUGCAUGCGUUCGGUCUGAUUGCAGUGAUGUAUCAGAGGAGAAGAAAAGCCAUUGCACACGUCUGGCCUAAAUACUGCUGCUUCUUGGCCUGCAUGCUGGCCUUUCAGUAUCUGAUGUGCAUCGGCAUCCCACCUGCAGCAUGUACAGACUAUCCGUGGAGACACCCAUCCUCCAGGAUGGAUUCCAACGUCAUCAAGUGGCUCUACUUCCCCGACUUCCACACCAAACCCAAUCCUCUCUUCCCCCUCUAUGACUUCAUGCUGUUGCUGUGCGCGUCACUGCAGCGUCGUGUGUUUGAGGAGGAGAACGUGACGGCCGUGCAGCUGUUGGCGGGGGAUAACACGGAGAUCUGUCGAGACCUGGAUGCCGCCACUUUCAGCCAGCACAACCCUGUUCCUGAUUUCAUUCAUUGCAGGUCGUAUCUGGAUAUGCUGAAGGUGAUCAUGUUCAGCUACCUGUUCUGGUUUGUCCUGACCAUCAUCUUUAUCACGGGCACCACGCGCAUCAGCAUCUUCUGUAUGGGCUACCUGGUGGCCUGUUUCUACUUCCUGCUAUUUGGGGGCGAAUUGUUACUGAAGCCAAUCAAAAGCAUCCUGCACUACUGGGACUUCCUGAUAGCAUACAACGUUUUUGUUAUAACCAUGAAAAACAUUCUCUCGAUAGCUGCCUGUGGAUAUAUCAAAGCGUUGGUGGUCAAACACUGUUGGCUCAUCCAGUUGUUUAGUCUGGCUUGCACUAUAAAGGGAUAUUCAAAACCGGAGCAGCAGGAGAAAAAACAGUGCGAGUUGCCGAGUGAUGAGGCCGGGAUCAUCUGGGACAGCAUCUGUUUUGCCUCUCUGCUACUGCAGAGGCGAGUCUUCACGAGCUACUACUUCCUGCACGUCGUGGCCGACAUCCGCUCUUCACAGAUCCUCGCAUCCAGAGGAGCUGAGCUCUUCCAGGCGACCAUUGUGAAGGCGGUCAAAGCCAGAAUAGAGGAAGAGAAGAAAUCCAUGGACCUUCUGAAGAGACAGAUGGACCGCAUCAAAAACCGACAGCAGAAGUUUAAGAGAGGUAAAGAGAGGAUGUUGUCUUUGGCUCAGGAAAGCGGAGAGAGCCACUCAGUGGUUAUAGAGGAAGAUGAGGAUGAUGAUGAUGAAGGAGAGACGAGCAAAGAGAAGAGAAAAGGCAGUAGGAAGGAGUGGUGGAAGCCGUGGGUCGAUCACGCGUCCAUGGUCCGUAGUGGGAAUUAUUACUUAUUUGAGACGGACAGUGGAGAAGAGGAGGAAGAGGAAGACAAAACUCACGAGGAACCUCCCAAGAAAUCAGCAUUCCAGUUUGUGUACCAUGCCUGGAUAACUGACUCUAAAACCGCCAUGAAAGAGAGGAGUAAGGAGAAACGGCGCUUCUGGCAGAGAUACACAGAGGCUCGCUCUACCAGGAAAGAGCCGAAGGAAGUGCACAUGUCCAUUGAAGAAGGAGAUCAGGAUGAUGGCGUUAUGGAGGACGAAAUGUCUGAUGGUCCAGAUAACAUCUUGAAACGUGUGUUCAACAUCGUGAAGUUCUCCUGGGUGCUCUUUCUGGCCCUGCUGGACAGUUUCACCGCCUGGCUGAACUCCAUCUGUCAGGAACACAUUGAUAUCUCCACUGUCCUGCGCAUCGAACGCUGCAUGCUCACGCAAGAGGUCAAAAAGGGUAACAUUCCAUCACGGGAGAGCAUCCAUGUGUAUUACCAGAGACAGAUGUGCAGACCCGCAUCCGCCGAAUCCAGUCUGGACAGAACUGAAGAGGUGUAUACAGACUUCAGCCCUGCACAAAGUCAUCUUCCUCAGCAAGAUAACACCAUGGAAGGGCUAGAGUCUGAUCUCUCUACAGACAAUCUGUCCUGUGCAUACACAGAAUCCACAUUGCUGUAUGAGUCCACGCUUGACCAGACUACAGGACCGGUGGACUGCGUUCCCAAGACCAGCCAAAGAGCUCGACCCAAACUCUGCAGACUACCCAGUGUAGAUCUACAGUCUGCAUCUGCAGACAGUGCCGCUAGUGCAGCAAGUGAACGUACCCAGGGCUCUGAACUCUACUCACGCCAGGGCACCGAUGACACAAUCGAGGACACUGUGAAUGAACAAGCCACGAGAGAACGCCCAGAUAAACUCUGGACCCCCAUUUCAGACCUACCACCCCCCUCACCACAACACCACUGUGCCAGGGAGGGUCAGACACCUCAGGGAGCCACAGCCAGUGAGGAAUGGGACAGCAUUAUCUCUGCCGAGCGGGCGGCCUGGUGCCGGGGCGGUGCAGAUAUCCCCCCGUCGUACAGUAAAGCCACUGGGCUGGAUUCAGCGGGUGAAAUGGCGGGUCACUCAGAGGUGCGGCAAUUGAGGAUGGCAACACCUGAUGAGAAGUCAGGCUAUCAGAGCUGUGUAACACUGCUGUCCAUGAGCCAUCAGCUUACAGCCAGUGAGCUACUACGGAGCAGGAUGUUCUAUGAUGAGAAGCUUGAAGAGUCUGAAAGUUUCUACAGAUCUCAACCUCAGUUUCUCCAGCUCUGCUAUGCUCUUUAUAACAUGCUGGUGGCUCAUUCAGAGAUGGUUUGCUAUCUGGUCAUCAUCCUCAACCACAUGAUCUCAGCAUCCGUGGCCACGCUGGUUCUGCCCAUCCUUAUAUUCCUCUGGGCCAUGCUGUCUGUUCCUCGACCCAGCAAACGCUUCUGGAUGACAGCCAUCGUCUAUACAGAGGUGACUAUAGUGAUAAAAUACUUUUUCCAGUUUGGCUUCUUCCCGUUCAACAAGAACGUAGAAGUGGACAAGGUCAAACCAUUUCACCCUCCUAACAUAAUCGGUGUGGAGAAGAAAGAAGGUUACGUCCAUUACGAUCUGGUUCAGCUUCUCGCUUUGUUCUUCCAUCGAUCCAUACUGAAGUGUCAUGGACUGUGGGAUGAAGAUGAGCCCAGCUCAGGUGGUAGAACUGCAACUUCUCACCACUCUGAUUCAGACAGUGAAGAGAAAACACAUCCGUGGUCAGAAAAGAGCCCUGUUUCCCACGACGCAUCACCCGUGUCGACACACGUGCGCUUGUCCAGAAAACACCACCACACAAAAUCUGUCCUCCGCCGUUACAGCUCCAGUGCAGAAUCCAACAUCUCACAGCGCUCUGCUCACUCCAGAGCAGGCAGCACAGGUUCCAGGGCGAGCGAGCGACGGGGCGGCAGUGCACUAAGCGCCCAACAGAAAUGUCGAAAGGAACUUCUUUUGGAAAAGCUCAGAGAACAACUGAUCAAAGCAAAACGAUUUACUGUCAAAAUUAUACUGGAGAUCUACAUUCCCAUCCGUCAGUUCUUCUAUAACCUCAUCCACCCAGAAUACAGCGCUGUGACCGACGUUUAUGUCGUCAUGUUUCUGGCCGACACGGUUGAUUUCAUCAUCAUUGUUUUUGGAUUCUGGGCUUUUGGGAAACAUUCGGCAGCUGCUGACAUCACUUCCUCUCUGUCAGAGGAUCAGGUACCUGAGGCGUUUCUGGUGAUGGUACUGAUCCAGUUUGGUACGAUGGUGGUAGAUCGUGCGCUGUACCUGAGGAAGACUGUCAUGGGGAAGGUCAUCUUUCAGGUCAUCCUGGUCUUCGGCAUUCACUUUUGGAUGUUCUUUAUUCUACCAGGAGUCACUGAGAGGCGUUUCAGCCAGAACACGGUGGCUCAGCUGUGGUACUUUGUGAAGUGCAUCUACUUCGGUCUGUCUGCUUAUCAGAUCCGCUGUGGCUACCCCACCCGCGUGCUGGGCAACUUCCUGACCAAGAGCUAUAAUUACGUUAAUCUCUUCCUCUUCCAGGGAUUCCGGCUGGUGCCGUUCCUGACGGAGCUGCGUGCGGUGAUGGAUUGGGUGUGGACAGACACAACUCUCAGUCUGUCCAGCUGGAUCUGUGUGGAGGAUAUCUACGCUCAUAUAUUUGUGCUCAAGUGCUGGAGGGAAUCUGAGAAGAGGUAUCCUCAGCCUCGGGGACAGAAAAAGAAGAAGGUGGUGAAGUACGGUAUGGGCGGCAUGAUCGUGAUGUUGCUCAUCUGUAUCGUCUGGUUUCCGCUGCUCUUCAUGUCUCUGGUCAAAUCGGUGGCUGGAGUCGUCAACAAACCCCUGGACGUGUCUGUCACCAUCACACUGGGGGGUUUUCAGCCCAUCUUCACUAUGAGUGCUCAGCAGAAUCAACUGAAGGAGAUUACAGAAUCAGAUUUCCUGGCUUUUAUGAAUUCAUACAAUUAUGAACCUAGUGCACUGCAGUUUUUGGAGGCAUACACGGCUGAGGAUGUGACUGUGGCGGAGCUGGAAGGAAGCUCAAACUCCCUGUGGACCAUCAGCCCUCCAAGCAGGAAGAAUCUAAUGGACGUCCUGAGUAAAGAAGACCAGUUUCCUGUUACUAUGUCCUGGAGCAUCCAAAGGAAUCUGAGUCUGGGAGCAAAAGCUGAAUUUGCGAUGGACAAACAUGUCACAUAUCUAGACAUGAAUACCAGACAAGAGCUGAUAGCUUUGCUUAACGGAACCAGCAAAAAAGCUGUGGUAAUAGAGAAAGUGUUUCCAUGCUUCAUUCGAGCACCAAGCGAUUCCAACGCCAAACCAAUAGAUCAUCUUUACAGAGCUGAUGGUUAUAAAAGCAUCCUGCUGGACUUGGAGAGGUCUCAUAACGGCAGCGAGGAGAUCCAGGAGUGGUGGAUCGUGGACCAGCCAUCGGCAGGAAAGAUCCAGAUUAGAUCAGAGGCAAAGUCAGAGAAGAAACGAAAUGCUGGACUGCACCUUUAUGUCUUCAGUGAUAAAGUCAGUCCUCCCAGUCUGGGCUUUCUGGCAGGAUAUGGUAUAAUGGGUCUGUAUGCAUCCGUGGUGCUGGUGAUCGGGAAGUUCGUCCGCGAGUUCUUCAGCGGCAUCUCGCAUUCCAUCAUGUUCGAAGAGCUUCCUUGCGUGGACCGCAUCCUCAAACUCUGCACAGACAUCUUCCUCGUGCGUGAGACGGGAGAGCUGGAGCUUGAGGAAGACCUGUAUGCCAAACUGAUCUUCCUUUAUCGGUCACCAGAGACUAUGAUCAAAUGGACCAGAGAGAAGACCAAAUGAGCCUUCUGAGAUACUGGAGAACCAACAGAGAUCCCUGUCCUAGCGGGAGGUGUCCGUAUCACAAGCGCUCUUAUAGACUGUGAGAAAGAAAUGGCCUCAAUGCUCGAGGUCCUACUGCCUACUAUAAUGUGACCGACAGGUGAAAAAGCUGUCGGACAGUACCGAAGUGUCCUGUUCGUACCUUAAUCUGAGGUUACCUUUAGGACAAUAGAAGCUGCGAGGAGGAUGCAACUGAUGGGAUCUGGUUAUAGGGCUUUAGCGCCACCUGUCUGUUGGGAAUUGUUUAUCGUGCGUUGUGCAAUAUACUGUCCUGGUAGCUGCCCGUAAACUUGAACAAAGGUGAUCGUGACGAAAAGACACUAGCCACUUUCUUUAGAGAAAACUGUUCCUGGACCUAAGGAUAUUUAAAAAUUGAAUCGGAAUUAUGAUCUGUUGCCUUAUUUUAGCUUGAACCUAAGACUGAAGGGUUCUCAGGAAACAAAACAUACACUAAGACUUUUCAAAGUGACUCAACAGAGCAACACUUCACUGCUGUCAUUGUUGUGUUGAGGAACAUGUGGUGUAAUUGUGGAUCAAUAUCAUGAGCAUAAAGCACAUUUU
Messenger RNA from Triplophysa rosa, 9619 nucleotides. Its product is annotated as piezo-type mechanosensitive ion channel component 2. Bases 545 to 9019 code for a protein of 2824 amino acids. Gene Ontology annotation, biological process: detection of mechanical stimulus; cellular response to mechanical stimulus; regulation of membrane potential. The record is from RefSeq and is a predicted model, not a curated record. Gene Ontology annotation, cellular component: plasma membrane. Lineage: Eukaryota; Metazoa; Chordata; Actinopteri; Cypriniformes; Nemacheilidae. The transcript is spliced from 53 exons. Gene Ontology annotation, molecular function: mechanosensitive monoatomic ion channel activity; monoatomic cation channel activity.